AUGACGGACGAUUCCGCACCUACGUCUGCCCUCGGCAGCGACACAUGGCUCGGCGCCAACGAGUACGAGUCCGGAAGCGCUUUACACACUCGAGCGACCAAUUUCUUGUCAACUGCUAAAUGGGAUGUACUCGCCGACAUCGCCUCAAAGCAUAGAGGUGGCAUGUCUUGCCAGUACGAGGACAAGUUUUCCGUGGGCCACUUCAACAUGGUCCGGCGGAUUGUCUUCGAAGACGGUGUGAACUGGGUUGCGAGGGUGCGUCUUCCGAAUGAGAAUAUGUUUGCGGGGCGCGAGGAGCUGGAGGACUCUAAGACGAUGGAGAUUGAGGUUGCGAGUAUGAAGUUCUUCAGGCGUGAAACCUCUAUCCCCGUUCCAGAAGUCUUCGACUAUAAUACCUCUCGGGAGAACGAUGCCGGCGCUCCGUAUAUCUUGAUGGAAUACAUCCACGGCAACGUCGCCUUGGAACUCCGCCAGGCGAAGUCCUGCGCUCCUCAGUUAUUCGGCACUCCCGAACAAGAUCGCAAGUUCCGUGAGCAGAUGGCGCAGAUCCAGGCCACAGCGGCAUCGUUCAAAUUCCCACAAAUCGGGAGUCUCUAUUAUAAUAAAGAGACAGAUGACUUUUACAUCGGCCCUGAACCGCAGACGGGGAAGGGACCCUGGGCGUCGUCCACCGAAUAUUACGACGAUCUCGUCAACCACUUAUUAAAAGGGACCAUAAAGAAAGAUGAUCUGAAGCAAAACCAAUCAUUCAUGGUACCGACAAUCCUGAACCAUCUGAUGCGCCUUUACGGUGAGGAAAAAACGGGUCCAUUCCGGCUGACGAACCGUUAUUUCGGCGCGCACAACAUCCUUGUUAACGACGACUUUGACAUCAUUGGCCUCAUUGACUUUGACGGUGUCAUGAGUGCGCCGCUCGAGGUGGUCGCGCAGUAUCCAGAGCUCUCUUUUCUUCAAGUCGAUCCGCCAGGCAUUACCUACUCACACCCCGCCGCCAUUGAACGGGUUAAGCUCACGGCGCCCAGACUAGAGGAAUACAAACGCUUGUUAGGCACUUUCGAGUCACGAGGCGGUGAUGUGACUCAGGAAGUAGCUGGCCACCUGGGAUCGACGUCGGCGAGUAUCUAUCAGGGGAUGCAAGCCUUCGCACAGCAUCAAGACUUCGUGAAUGAGAAAUGGAUGAAGUCAUGCCUGAAGAUGCUGCAGGAAUACGCCGAAAGCCUGUAG
Molecule: messenger RNA, 1224 nt
Organism: Scedosporium apiospermum
Lineage: Eukaryota; Fungi; Ascomycota; Sordariomycetes; Microascales; Microascaceae
Product: Protein kinase-like domain
Exons: 2
Coding region: 1-1224 (407 amino acids)
Source: RefSeq, a predicted model, not a curated record